This is a messenger RNA of Sorghum bicolor (sorghum), 1725 nucleotides long. RefSeq lists its product as uncharacterized. The transcript has 7 exons. Bases 67 to 1725 code for a protein of 552 amino acids. The record is from RefSeq and is a predicted model, not a curated record. NCBI's taxonomy places the organism in Eukaryota, Viridiplantae, Streptophyta, Magnoliopsida, Poales, Poaceae.
GUAAGAUCUUCUAAUAGUAUUUUCAGACCAUUGUCUUGAAGUGCACUCCAUGUCUAUAGGUCUGCGAUGGGUGAUCCGCGAGAAGCCCGCCCUGCGUUUGGCGACAUAUCAAACACUAUCAGUCGUAAAAGCGCCGAUGAAACAAAUGAGGAGAAAAUAAAGAGGGAAGAGAGAAAUAGAAAACAACGUGAAUACCGCGCACGUAAGAGGGCCCAGGAAACCAGUGAACAAAGAGAAGAACGGAAUAGGAAGCAACGUGAAUAUCGUGCAAUGAUAAGAGCUGCAACAGUGGCAAAUACACCUGGUCAGGGUGAUAAUAAAAAACCACACCUGGUCUGCGAUGUAGAACCUAUAUCCGGUGCCACUGAUGUCCAAAUGACCGAAGCAGUGCAUUCGACCUUGGCACCGUCUCUGUCACCAUAUCUCUUAGGAGAAAAGUCACCACAAGAAACUGGUGUUUCAGCCAUUUGCCAGCCAUCAAUACAUCUUGGACAAGAAAAUAUUGAUCUUACUGAUUCUAUGGACUGGCUGCAUAGGAAUGAUCAGUACGUUAGAAAACAAAGACCACCAUUGGCGCCUUUGCAGACUGAAAGUUCAAACGGCACCGUAAUUAAUCCAGGUGCCACUUCAGACAAUAUCAAACUGCUUAGAAGUCGGAGUUGGUACAUAAAUAUGGAUGCCACAAAGAAGGCAAAAUUGCUGCAACAGAGACGAGACUAUAAAAGAGCAAGAGCAGUUGAUAGCAGCAACCGAUCGUGCCCUACUCUUCCGGAUGAACAAAAUGAUAGCCGCAUGCUUCAGACACAUGUAAAGCCGAUGUGUACAGACGCCAAUGACGUUGAGUUUGAUGCUGCUUUGUUUGAACCUGCAGGCAUUGAUUCUGAUGAUGAAGAGCAUCUACGUGAUGGAGAUGAGGGAUUGGUGAUAGAAGAUGGUCCUAACGAUUUUGAGACCAUGCAGCUUCUUGGUGCAGAAUGUGCAUUCCAGUCAUAUCGUAUAGAUGGUGAUUGCCCAGGCAAUGCUGCCGCAGAUGAUCCUUAUGAUUUUGUUUACCAAAAUUUGCCGAAAGGGCACCAUGUUUUGAGGAAGGCUCCUGACUGCCAACAUUGUGGGGCCAUGAGAUUUGAAGGUGAAUCACCAGGAUUCUGUUGUCGAAUGGGCAAGAUAAAAGUCCAUAUCCCUGAUGUACCUGAUGAGUUGAAGAGGUUGUUCACAAGUCAGGUAGAUAUUGAUGCAAAGUAUUUUAGAAAACACAUUCGGUACUUCAAUUCACACUUCUCCUUCACAAGUCUCGGGGUUACACUGGACCGAAGAUACUGCACUGCAGCGGGCACUGGCAUAUAUACAUUCCGUGUACAUGGUGCCCUGUAUCAUCGUCUAGACCAUUUAGUGCCAGGAUCAAAAGGGCCACGCCACCUCCAACUCUACUUUUAUGACACGGAACAUGAUGAGACAUUGUCCCAUAGAGUAAAAAGGUCACCUGAUCUUGAUAUAAACAUUGUAAGGAAUGUGCUCAGGAUACUACAAGAAGGAAACCCUUAUGUCCAAACAUUUAACAGGGUUGGUGCCAUUCCAAAUCUUGAUGACUAUGUAAUUGAGCUCAACACUAAUGUGACACCCGACCAACGAAGGUAUAAUGCCCCUACUACCACACAAGUUGCUGCUAUCUGGACCGAUGGAAAUGACCCUCAAAGAUCUUUUUAUCUCUAUGAGAACUCAGCAUAA